AUGAUCGGAACCUGCCGGAGGCUGCUACUCCGAUGGGUGCUCCAGUCAUCAUUUGCGGUCGGUCUGCCUCUGCUGCUGUUGUUGGUGCUACUGUUCGCAGGAUGGACGCCGCGCUGCCGGGCACUGGCCCGUUGGCCAGCGCUCGACUACAAAUCCGACCGGGCGUUCUACCCACUGAUGGUGUCCUUUUCGCGGUAUCCGUUCCACGAUGUGUACGAAACAGUGCCAGCCUGUCCCCUACCAGCCCCGCGGCCGCCACCAGCGCUAUCAUCAUCUCCAACGGCGGCCACCACCCGGGCCCUGCUGGCCAAGGUGCGCAAAACCCACCUACUCGGGGCACACCAGCGCGAAUGGCGCCAUCAGAAGCACCAGCAGUCGGUCCGGUUGCCGACAAAAAACAUCUGCCAGGGACUGAUCUACCUGCCCAGCGAGUGGGAAGCUUCCGGCCGUCGAAUGCUGCCACUGAAGAUGCGCAAGCUGCUAAAGUACUGCGGGUUCAUCUGA
This is a messenger RNA of Anopheles cruzii, 504 nucleotides long. RefSeq lists its product as uncharacterized. NCBI's taxonomy places the organism in Eukaryota, Metazoa, Arthropoda, Insecta, Diptera, Culicidae. Bases 1 to 504 code for a protein of 167 amino acids. The transcript has a single exon. The record is from RefSeq and is a predicted model, not a curated record.